Molecule: messenger RNA, 1212 nt
Organism: Vicia villosa (hairy vetch)
Lineage: Eukaryota; Viridiplantae; Streptophyta; Magnoliopsida; Fabales; Fabaceae
Exons: 1
Coding region: 1-1212 (403 amino acids)
Source: RefSeq, a predicted model, not a curated record
AUGUCUACACAAUAUAUUGUGAAUGCUCAUUACAAAGGAGAAAUUCAGUCAUCUGAUGCUGUUGGGAUUAUUUUUGCAAACACAGAAAUUUGUCGUUUGAAGAUAAGCAGAAAUCCUAAUUUUAAUUACCUGCGGAGUAGGUUGGAAUCAAAGCUGCAAGCUGGUUCGAUUUCACAAAUUAUUUAUCGAAAUGUAAUUUUUUUCGGUAAUGAUAAUGUGAAAUUUGUUCCUCUGAAGGUCCGAGACGACGAUGAUGUCGAAACAAUGUUUGCGAAUCAUGAAAUUACUGGCUUUGAUUACAUUGAUCUCUACAUAAAAUUUCAAAGAGUUGAACAAGAAAAUGCAGCAAUAAUUCCUAAUGAAAAUGUUGAAGAAGACGAUGAUGAAGAAACUGAAGCACAAGUUGAUGAUCUGUUUACCACUCUGUUCGAAACAGAUGCAAUCAAUGAAGAGGAGCAACAAAUUCCAGUUGAAAAUGUGUAUUGUCCACCGCCCCACCUUACAACGUUGCAACUAACUGAAGACCAACCUUCGUUUGCAUGGCCACGGAAUCCUCGUCUUCCGAUGGAGGGUGACAUAGCUGUGGGUAACCAGUUUAAAACAAAAGCCGAUUGUGUUCGUGCCAUCUCAAAAUAUCAUAUGAAACAAUGUAUUGAUUUCAAGGUGAAUUUUUCUGACAAAAAAAGAUAUGAAAUAGGUUGUAGAAACGCUACAUGCAAGUUUCGACUUUUGGCGUCCUUUAGAAAGAGGAGCGACCUAUGGGAGAUAGGCAUUAUGAACCCACCACAUAGUUGUUCAACAACUAUGUUCAAUCAAGAUCAUAGGCAACUUAGCUCUCAGAUAAUGUGUCAACAUUUAAUGCCCCUUGUUGAUAAGGACCCUUCAACUAAGGUGAGCGUAUGUAUUAGUGAGAUUGUGUCUGAGUUCAAAUUUACUCCGUCGUACAAGAAAACAUGGAUUGCAAGGAAUAAGGCUAUCGAACAGGUAUACGGUAACUGGGAGAACUCAUACAAUGAGUUGCCACACUACUUGUUAGCUCUCAAGAAAUUUGUUCCUGGUACAGUGGUAGAAAUGCAAACACUUCCCGUAUAUACAGAUGACAGAACUGUUGUCAAUGGAAAACAAAUUUUUCAUCGACUUUUCUGGGCAUUCCAACCAAGCAUUAGAGGGUUUGCAUAUUGCAAACCUAUACUUCAGGUUGAUGGUACCUGA